Closterium sp. NIES-65 is the source of this 2577-nucleotide messenger RNA. NCBI's taxonomy places the organism in Eukaryota, Viridiplantae, Streptophyta, Zygnematophyceae, Desmidiales, Closteriaceae. The record is from the annotation of a GenBank genome assembly.
AUGGCUCCCAAGGCUCGCAAAGGCGAUGCCGCCGCGUCUGCAAACGGCGGCGGCGAUGCGGGCGACGAUCUAAUGGCGUGGGUGGCGAAGAGUCGCAAGCUGGACGAGAAGCGGCGCGCGGAGAAGGAGAAGGCGGAGCGCAUGGCGCGUAUGCUCGCCGACCAGGACGACGCGGCUGCGGAGGAGGAGGAGGACGACGAGGAGGAGCAAGGAGGAGGGUGGCAGCGGUCAUCGCGACCCGAUCGAGUCGACUUGCAAGCCCAUCCGCACACACCUGUCAUGCGUGCUUCCUCCUGCUGCCUCUUCCUCGCCCACCACCCACGUCGUGCCGUUGAACUCUCCUCCUUCCCCUCACUCUCCUCCCCCGUCCCAAACCCUCGCUCUGUCUCGUCCCAUCGCCAACUACCUCACUCCCUCACCCAUUCCCUCUCCUUCUCUCCCCCCGUUAUCUCUCCUGUCCUGCCUCCUGCCGUACGCCCUUCCGCCCCAACCCCCCUGGUCCGUGGCGAGCGUGCAGGCGACCUGGCGGGGCUGAGGGUGCGGCACGGGGUGGGCGCAGUGCUGCAGGAGGGCGCGGCCGUGGUGCUCACGCUCAAGGACGCCUCCAUCCUCGCGGGGGAUGAUGUCAAUCAAGAGGAGGACGAGUUGGAGAACGUGGAGGUGGCGGAGCAGAGCCGGCGAGACAAGGCGUACCGCGCUGCUAAGAAGACCACCAGCAUUUCCGACAAAUUUGCGGAGGACGAGGGAGAGAAGAAGCCCAUGCUGCCGCAGUACGACGACGGGCACGACGACGAGGGCAUAGUGCUGGACGGGUCGGGCGGGCUGGAUGAGGCCACUCGCUCGCGACUGGACCAGGUGAGGGCACGGGGGAGAGGCGAGGGGGAGAGGCGAGGGGGAGAGGCGAGGGGGAGAGGCGAGGGGAGAGGCGAGGGGAGAGGCGAGGGGAAGAGGCGAGGGGAGAGGCGAGGGGAGAGGCGAGGGGAGAGGCGAGGGGAGAGGCGAGGGGGAGAGGCGAGGGGAGAGGCGAGGGGGAGAGGCGAGGGGGAGAGGCGAGGGGAGAGGCAAGGGGGAGAGGCGAGGGGGAGAGGCGAGGGGGAGAGGCGAGGGGAGAGGCGAGGGGGAGAGGCGAGGGGGAGAGGCGAGGGGGAGAAGCGAGGGGGAGAGGCGAGGGGGAGAGGCGAGGGGGAGAGGCGAGGGGGAGAGGCGAGGGGGAGAGGCGAGGGGGAGAGGCGAGGGGGAGAGGCGAGGGGGCGAGGCGAGGCGAGGCGAGGGGGAGAGAGGCGGCGAGGAGGAGAGAGAGGGGAUGAAAGGCGGGGCAGCAAUGCACAUUCCGAUUUCUUCUCUUCCCCCUCCCAGGAUCCCCUUCAUCACCAUUCAACUUCCGCCCGUCCCCCCCACUGCACAUUUCUCUCCCCCGAUGCUUGUGCACGUGCGAACCUUGUGCGCAGCAGGCUGCAGGGCGCAGCCAGCGCGCUCCCCCCUGCCCCCCAUGCGCUGGGCAGCACCACGUUCGGGGGAGGGGCGGAUGGGACAAGCUUCGCCGCCCCAAAGGUGGCGAGCGACUUCCUGACGGCGGAGGAGAUGGAGCAGCGGCGGGCGGCAGCACAGUUCCGAAAGCCAAAGCGGAAGAAGGAGAGCCGAAGGCGACGAGGGGGGGAGGAGGGGGGUGAGGAGGGGGAGGGUGGAGCAGGGGAGGGAGGAGGGGGUAUGAUCAAGAAGAAGAGGAAGAAGGAGAAAUUGGAUUUGGAUAAGCUAGAGGCGCAGGCUCGGGCGGCAGGUUUAGGGAGAGGUUCGGAUCUGGGGAGGAGGGACGGGGAGGGAGGGACGGGGGUGACGGCGAGGCGGAGGGAGGAGCAGGCAAGGGAGGAGAGGGGUGGGCGGGCGGCGUAUGAGAGCGCCAAGGCCAAGGCGAUGCAGGCCUCGAUGGUGCUGAAGGGGGAGAGGGAAGGGGGCGCAGGGGAGGAGGGUGGAGUGGGUGGCAGGGAGGAGAGGGGGGUUGUGAAAGAGGAGAUGGAUGUGCAUGGGCGCGUGGGGGGGACGGGUGGGUGGGAGGAAGGGGGUGGAGGGACAGUGGUGAAGAGGGAAGAGGAGGAGCAGGAGAAGGGCGAGGGCGAGGAGGCGGGACGGGAGGGGGAAGAGGAGGAGGAAGAGGUGGAGGAGGGGGAGGGGGAUGACACGGUGGUGAUAGGCGAUGACGAUGAGGACCUGCAGCGGUCGCUGCAGCGCACCCGACAGCUCGCCCUCAGGCGCCGGCAAGACGAGCUCGCCGCUGCUGCCAGGGCCGCUGCCGCUGCUGCUGGGGAUGGGGGUGGGGAUGGGGGUGACGUGGGGAAGGUGAAAGAGGAGGCGGACGUGGGAGCCGGGAGUGGUGCGGGCAUUGCGGGGGUAAGCCCAGCAGUGAGGGGCGAGGCUCUGGUGCUGGCGCGGGUGAAGCAGGUGGGGCGGGUGAGGAGGCGGGGGGGGCGACGGGGAAGGGGAGGGCGUGGAGGGUGGGGAGGGAGAAGGCGCGGAGGGCGUGGGGCGCGGGCUUGUGUUCAGCGACACGGGGGAGUUCUGCCGCGGCUUGCAGCUGGAUGA